Messenger RNA from Phymastichus coffea, 1981 nucleotides. It is a transcript of the gene cN-IIIB, whose product is annotated as 7-methylguanosine phosphate-specific 5'-nucleotidase-like. Gene Ontology annotation, cellular component: cytoplasm. The transcript is spliced from 5 exons. Bases 244 to 1131 code for a protein of 295 amino acids. Gene Ontology annotation, molecular function: 5'-nucleotidase activity; magnesium ion binding. NCBI's taxonomy places the organism in Eukaryota, Metazoa, Arthropoda, Insecta, Hymenoptera, Eulophidae. The record is from RefSeq and is a predicted model, not a curated record.
UGGUUACAAGCAGACCGUUACUGAGGAGCGAAGCAAGCUGCACAGAACGUCAGCUUGUUAUUCGAAACGGUUGUUUUUAAAACAGUAAAUAGCAAUCACGAUUUCGCGCGUUAGAAAAUUCGUCGAGCUUCACUAAUUAACAACGUCGUGAUCGUCGUUGUUUUGUUUCCUUCGGGCUGUACAAUUAAAGCUGUCACAAUUCGCCAAUUCCACAGAAUCAUCCCAUUUUUUUCUGGUUUCAAGAUGUCUGUGAAUGAAAUAACGAUAGAAAACCUGAAGAUAUUAAAAGCUCGGCAUGUAUACAUGAAGGACGAAGCGUCGGUCCUUCAAAAAAUCAACAAAAUUGUUGUUGAAGGCGCGAACAGCUUGCAGUUCGUAACUGAUUUCGAUUUGACGUUGACAAAGCAGCACGAAAAUGGUUGUCCAAUUUUAAGCAGUUUUGGUAUUUUUAGAAAAUGUAAGCAACUACCUGAUUCUUACAAAGAGGAAGCAAAAAUAAUGUACCAGAAGUAUCGAGCAAUCGAAAUAGAUCCAAACAUUCCACUAGAACAUAAAGUAGAAGCAAUGAAUCAGUGGAUGUUAGCAGGACACCAAAGUCUGAAAGGUCAUGAAUUUGAUAAAAAAGAGAUAGAAGAUGUGACUAAAUUGUAUGGGCAUUCUUUACGUGAUCGGACAAAAGAGUUAUUUUCUAAAUUGAAAAAUCUCAAUGUUCCUGUACUAGUAUUUAGUGCAGGACUAGGAGAUAUUGUUGAAACAUUGUUAAAGCAACAAGGGGUUUUACAUGACAAUGUUAAUAUAAUAUCAAAUUUUUUAAAAUUUAAUGGCAACACUUUAGAUGGGUUUGCAAAUUAUAAUAGCAUGAUACAUGUGUUCAAUAAAAACGAACACGCUGUUGAAAAUAAAUAUUUUAGAAUUUUGCAAGGUCGCACUAAUGUCAUAUUAAUGGGAGAUACCAUUGGUGAUUCUACCAUGGCAGAUGGAGUUGAAAAUACAGAAACAAUUUUAAGGAUUGGUUUUCUUUAUGACCAUGCAGAAGAAAGCUUACCACAAUUUAAGGAGGCCUUUGAUAUUGUUUUAGUAGAUGAUCAAACAAUGGAUGUUGUUUUGGAAAUUCUGGGUUUACUUUUAUAACAUACUUUUCUACCUAUAUGUAAGAUAGGAAAUCUAAUUUUAUCAAACUUAGUUUUAAGGUAUUUUUUUGUAUGGUCGUCAUAAUUUAAUAAUCUUGUAAAUUUUUGCAUUUACAAGUGUGUGUAUGAAUUCUUGUUACAUGAAUCAAAGUUUGAACAAAUGAAGUAAUCAAAGGUACAAAGUUUAACCAACAACUGUGUUAAUAAUUAUAAAUUAUUUUGUAAGAAACUUUCGUCUUCUUUGUACGUGAAGAUUUUUUGAAACGUUUCUAUUUUAGAAAAAAAAUGUUUGUUAUAACAUAUAUUUUGUUGGUUGCACAUUAAUGAGUCACUAAACGCUGGUCGUAAAUCUCAAUUAAAUAGUUGUUGCAAUAAUAAUUUUAUACAUGAAAUAUAAAAUAGUUACAUUGAGCAAAUAAGUUUUAGUUUCUGAACUUUGACACUAUCGGUUAUUAUUUUUAUCAAUACAAUUUUGUUAAUAAACAAAUAUUUAUUAAGAUUUUUGUUAAUCCAGAAAGUGCUAGUAGUAAAGGUAUUAAUUAGCAAAUUAAAAUGUAACAUAAAUUGUAAAAAAGUUUAUAUAUUUCACGUAAUAUGGUACACAAAAUACAGUAAUAUACAUAAUAAAUUUUUGUUGUAAAGUUCAAAUUUUAUAAAAAGCAUUACUGUCAAUAAACAUAAUAUUGUAUUCAUUUCAUCAAUUUUACUAUCUGUUUUUUAUGUACAGACGCGCGCGCGUGUGUGUGUGUACAUACAUACACACGUGGGAGUGUGUGUGUGUACAUUAUAUAUUGUCACCAAAUUGUAAACUUUCAAUUUAUCAAAAUAAACAAAUAUUUGUUUAUAAAAGA